GCGCGGCCGCGGGCCAGGCGCCGAGGUGCGCGCGGAGCGAGGUGGCCGCAGCGUCUCCGCGCGCGGCCCGAGCCCGGCAGGAGCGCCGCCACCACCUCGGCCAUGCGGCUCCAGGCCCGGGGGCCUGGGCUGGGGCCCCCGCCGCCCCCCGCGCGCCGCCCCCGCUGAGCCCGCGCCCGGCCGCGGCGCCGCCCGGCACCAUGGUGCAGAAGUCGCGCAACGGCGGCGUGUACCCCGGCCCGAGCGGGGAGAAGAAGCUGAAGGUGGGCUUCGUGGGGCUGGACCCCGGCGCGCCCGACUCCACUCGGGACGGUGCGCUGCUGAUCGCCGGCUCUGAGGCCCCCAAGCGCGGCAGCAUCCUGAGCAAGCCCCGCGCGGGCGGUGCGGGCGCCGGGAAGCCCCCCAAGCGCAACGCUUUCUACCGCAAGCUGCAGAAUUUCCUCUACAACGUGCUGGAGCGGCCGCGCGGCUGGGCAUUCAUCUACCACGCCUACGUGUUCCUCCUGGUCUUCUCCUGCCUCGUGCUGUCUGUGUUUUCCACCAUCAAGGAGUAUGAGAAGAGUUCGGAGGGGGCCCUCUACAUCCUGGAAAUCGUGACCAUUGUGGUGUUCGGCGUGGAGUACUUCGUGCGGAUCUGGGCCGCGGGCUGCUGCUGCCGUUACCGCGGCUGGAGGGGGAGGCUCAAGUUCGCCCGGAAGCCAUUCUGCGUGAUUGACAUCAUGGUGCUCAUCGCCUCCAUCGCGGUGCUGGCCGCCGGCUCCCAGGGCAACGUCUUUGCCACGUCCGCGCUCCGGAGCCUGCGCUUCCUGCAGAUUCUGCGGAUGAUCCGCAUGGACCGGCGGGGUGGCACCUGGAAGCUGCUGGGCUCGGUGGUCUACGCCCACAGCAAGGAGCUGGUCACCGCCUGGUACAUCGGCUUCCUCUGCCUCAUCCUGGCCUCGUUCCUGGUGUACUUGGCGGAGAAGGGGGAGAACGACCACUUUGACACCUACGCGGACGCACUCUGGUGGGGCCUGGUGAGUCGUGGGCCUUGUGGCUUUUCCCCUCCUGGCCGUCCCGCCUGCCCGCUGGCUGAGGACGCACGCCUGUCCCGUUGCUGGACCAGGCUCCUGGGCUGAGCCGGCUGCAUACGUCUCUUUGGGGCCACCUGCUGGCCACCUGUGGGCAUCUUGGGGUCUGGCUUUGCCCUGAAGGUUCAGGAGCAGCAUCGGCAGAAGCACUUUGAGAAGAGGCGGAACCCCGCAGCAGGCCUGAUCCAGUCGGCCUGGAGAUUCUACGCCACCAACCUCUCGCGCACGGACCUGCGCUCCACGUGGCAGUACUACGAGCGCACCGUCACUGUGCCCAUGUACAGCUCGCAAAGUCAAACCUACGGGGCCUCCAGACUCAUCCCCCCGCUAAACCAGCUGGAGCUGCUGAGGAACCUCAAGAGUAAAUCUGGACUCACUUUCAGGAAGGAGCCCCCGCCGGAGCCGUCGCCAAGCCAGAAGGUCAGUUUGAAAGAUCGUGUCUUCUCCAGCCCCCGAGGUGUGGCUGCCAAGGGGAAGGGGUCCCCGCAGGCCCAGACGGUGCGGCGGUCCCCCAGCGCCGACCAGAGCCUUGAAGACAGCCCUAGCAAGGUGCCCAAGAGCUGGAGCUUCGGAGACCGCAGCCGGGCACGCCAGGCUUUCCGCAUCAAGGGUGCUGCAUCUCGGCAGAACUCAGAAGAAGCAAGCCUCCCUGGAGAGGACAUCGUGGAUGACAAGGGCUGCCCCUGUGAGUUUGUGACUGAGGACCUGACUCCGGGCCUCAAAGUCAGCAUCAGAGCUGUGUGUGUCAUGAGGUUCCUGGUGUCCAAGCGGAAGUUCAAGGAGAGCCUGCGACCCUACGAUGUGAUGGACGUCAUUGAGCAGUACUCGGCCGGCCACCUGGACAUGCUGUCCCGCAUUAAGAGCCUGCAGUCCAGGAUAGAUAUGAUUGUGGGUCCCCCACCCCCUUCAACUCCCCGGCACAAGAAGUACCCCACCAAAGGACCCACGGCCCCUCCGAGAGAGUCACCCCAGUACUCACCUAGAGUGGACCAGAUCGUGGGGCGGGGCCCAGCGAUCACGGACAAGGACCGCACCAAGGGCCCGGCGGAGGCGGAGCUGCCCGAGGACCCCAGCAUGAUGGGACGGCUCGGGAAGGUGGAGAAGCAGGUCUUGUCCAUGGAGAAGAAGCUGGACUUCCUGGUUAACAUCUACAUGCAGCGCAUGGGCAUCCCCCCGACGGAGACUGAGGCCUAUUUCGGGGCCAAGGAGCCGGAGCCAGCGCCGCCGUACCACAGCCCGGAAGACAGCAGGGAGCACGUGGACAGGCACGGCUGCAUCGUCAAGAUCGUGCGCUCCAGCAGCUCCACCGGCCAGAAGAACUUCUCGGCGCCCCCGGCCGUGCCCCCCGCCCAGUGCCCGCCCUCCACGUCCUGGCAGCCGCAGAGCCACCCACGCCCGGGCCACGGCACCUCCCCCGUGGGGGAUCACGGCUCCCUGGUGCGCAUCCCGCCGCCGCCCACCCACGAGCGGUCCCUGUCUGCCUACGGCGGGGGCAACCGCGCCAGCACGGAGUUCCUGCGGCAGGAGGACGCCCCGGGCUGCCGGCCCCCCGAGGGGGCCCUGCGGGACAGCGACACGUCCAUCUCCAUCCCGUCCGUGGACCACGAGGAGCUGGAGCGCUCCUUCAGCGGCUUCAGCAUCUCCCAGUCCAAGGAGAACCUGGACGCUCUCAAUAGCUGCUACGCGGCUGUGGCGCCCUGUGCCAAAGUCAGGCCCUACAUCGCGGAGGGCGAGUCGGACACCGAUUCGGACCUCUGCACCCCGUGCGGGCCCCCGCCACGCUCCGCCACCGGCGAGGGCCCCUUUGGUGACGUGGGCUGGGCCGGGCCCAGGAAGUGAGGCCCCCCAGCGCCCUGCCUCUGAGGUUUUGAGGCGGGAACCCGCUGGGGCCCUUUUCUUAUAUUAACUGGGUGUGGCGGGGAAGUAGGCCCUGGAGGGGCCCGUGUGGGCUGAAGGACGGGGCUCCUGACAGUGACCUUUUACAAAAGCUAUUUUCCAACAGGGGCUGGAGGGCCGGGCAGGGCCCCGUGGCUCUGGAGCA
Messenger RNA from Cebus imitator (Panamanian white-faced capuchin), 3111 nucleotides. RefSeq names its product potassium voltage-gated channel subfamily Q member 2 (gene KCNQ2). The transcript is spliced from 16 exons. Gene Ontology annotation, molecular function: voltage-gated potassium channel activity. The record is from RefSeq and is a predicted model, not a curated record. Gene Ontology annotation, cellular component: membrane. Gene Ontology annotation, biological process: potassium ion transport; transmembrane transport. Lineage: Eukaryota; Metazoa; Chordata; Mammalia; Primates; Cebidae.